Coregonus sp. 'balchen' is the source of this 20530-nucleotide messenger RNA. The record is from the annotation of a GenBank genome assembly. NCBI's taxonomy places the organism in Eukaryota, Metazoa, Chordata, Actinopteri, Salmoniformes, Salmonidae.
AUAGAUAUAUAUAUAUAAUUACGCAGCUCUACAUGUCGUUGUAACAGUCACUAUACAUUGCAUUAUUAAGCCAUCAUCUGCUGCAGCAUUGCAGUGAUUCGUUCCCACAUUUGGGGAAGGUCACGUUAUAGCGAACCGGGAGCUGCCUGCCUGCUGAAUUGUACUGCGCAAAACCCAUAGUCCGGAUUUGUGCCUGACGUCAUGGGUAGCCACCAUUAGAUUCGUUCUUUGACAGUUGGAGCACGGAGAGCGCAAGCACAGAUAGCCAUCAGCAUCCCCUCACGGCAUUACAAACGGGAGAGAACGAACAGAAAAUAUGUCGAGUGGACCGUUAUACGACGCUACAUAGGGAGAGACCUCGUUUUCCUCUUCAAAGCGGCCCCCGAAACGCGCUGCAGUGGAGCGGAGUAUGCGUCGCUAGGUGAAUUGAUAAAUAGCUUUGCUGUUAAAGGGAUGCAGUUGUUGCUUUUCUGCCUCUAAACUAACAGCGACAGCACAACGGCGCUUUGGAUAAAGCAGCAAGAACAACAACUAAUCCCCCGGAACGAGCACAACAACUAGGCUACAUCUGCCACCGGCAGGGAACCAAGGACAUAAACCAAGAAUAAAAAUGGAAACGUUAGCACGAACUGGAUUAAAUUAAAGAGAAUAUAGAGAUUUUUGAGAAUAGGGAAUGUUUUCAUGGUAUGUACGUUAAUUUUAGCUUUUAUUUUCUGUGGAAAUGGGAGCUUUAACCAGCAGACAAAAUGCAGGAGUGGAAGAGGUCGAUAUACCGUCGAACUCGGUGUACCGCUAUCCACCGAAAUCUGGUAAGUGAUGCCUGUGCCUCAUAGGCGACAGUACACACAUGAAUAGGAGCGGAACCUAGCCUGGAAACCCCACGUUGAAUUCCAUUGAAUUCUAUGUCAGGCAUAAAUGAGUUUAUCAAGAUAGUUUUCUCUCAUGAGCUCUACAAGCCAGAAUGUUGAAUACAAUUAUAUUUUAAAGGCCCAGUGCAGUCAAAAACAUGAUUUUCCUGUGUAUAUGUACAUAUAUAUAUAUAUUUCCACACUAUGAGGUUGGAAUAAUACUGUGAAAUUGUGAACAUGAUGAUAAUGCCCUUUUUAGUGUAAAAGCUGAAAUUUCAGCCUGUUUUGGUGGGAUGGAGUUUUGGCCUUCCAUGGUGACUUCACCAUGCGGUAAAUUCGCUAAUAGACCAAUAAGAAAGAGAGUUCCAAACCUCUCUGCCAAUAAUAUCUAAUUUUGAGUUUUCCCCUCCCCACUCAGACCACUCCCAGACAGUCCUAGCAAAAUUCUUGCUUGAGAAAUUGCUCUUGCUAAGAAGUUAUUUUUCUUAGUUUUUGACCAUUUUAAUUGAAAAUAAUUCAGUAAGGUACUUAAUUGUUACCCAGAAAAUAUUUGAUAUUGAGAUAAAAAACGGCUGCAUUGGACUUUUAACUUACUUUACUGGUUGUCCAUGUGGCUGGUCCUUUUGGCGGUAGGAAUGUGAGACAAUAUAUCCACAGGAAAGUAUAAUUACAUCAACUUUUCAAAGCACUGGUAGUGCGUUCAUAUUCCUAUCACCUGAAGCAUGCGCAAAAUAUGAAAAUACAUGCACAAGACGCAUGCUUAGUUUCCGAGCUCGUUUCCGUGGUUGUGUGCAUGCUCCAGGGGACAGAUAUCUGAACGCACUACCAGGGCUUUGAAGAGUUGAUGUAAUUCUACUUUCCUGUGGCUAUAUUGUCUCACAUUCCUACCUGCAAAAGGACCAACUGCACGAACAACCGGUAAAUUAAGUUAAAAUAUAAUUGUAUUCAACAUUGUGGCUUAUAGAGGUCGUGAGAGGAAACUUUCCUGAUCUAGACGCUCAUUUAUGCCUGACUUUGAAUCCAAUGCAAUUCAAGUGCAAGUGCUGGUUCAGGUUAUUUUUUUUAUUUGGGGGGGGGGUGGUCAAGGUACUGUUAAGAUACUGUUUGAAGAUGUAGGGGUUUCAGAUGUUGUGCCAAACACUUACACACAUGAAAAAGCACUAUGUGAUGAGAAUUGUUCGUUUCUUGGUGGUCAGUUCAGUAGCUUAGUAGUUAAGAGCGUUGGGCCAGUAACUGAAAGGUCGUUGGUUCGAAUCCUCGAGCCGGCUAGGUGAAAAUCUGUCAUUGUGCCCUUGAGCAAGGCACUUAACCCUAAUUGCUCCUGUAAGUCUCUCUGGACAAGAGCGUCUGCUAAAGUCCUACACUGCACCUCUCCCAUAAGCAGCUGUAACUUUGUGUUGCGUUUACCCUUCUACCACAUGUUCUAGUGGUAACGUAUGUGUGUAUGGAGGAGGGUUGAUAUCCAAGGACACAGAGACAGCCAGUGUAACCAGACUCCCUGGCUACAUGAAACCCCACCUCUUUAAGGAAUACCUGGGAUAGGAUAAAGUAAUCCUUCUACCCCCCCUUACCCCACCCCAAAAAAUAAAAUAAAAAAUAAAAUAAAACAUAUUGUAAAGUGGUUAUCCCACUGGCUAUAAGGUGAAUGAACCAAUUUGUAAGUCGCUCUGGAUAAGAGCGUCUGCUAAAUGACGUAAAUUUUAUGUCCUUAGAUUAUGUGGAGGAGUGUGUCUGGCUGCAUGUCCUUAGAUUAUGUGGAAGAGUGUGUCUGGCUGCAUGUCCUUAGAUUAUGUGGAGGAGUGUGUCUGUCUUUAAUGUCUCUGGUUAUGUCCAAAAUGGCACCCUUCUUAACUGCACGACUUUUGACCAGGGCCCAUCGUGCACUAUAGGUAUAGUGCCAUUCCAGAGUUUCUGGCUAUCCUUAUAGUGCAAAGGGAAAGGAUCACUGCCGCUACCUCGCUCUCCAACCAAGGUGCAUGAAUUGAGGAGCAAACUGAAGAAGAGAGGAGAUUCAGCAACACUUGGAGGACAAUGGAAUUAAAUAAAAAAGCGUAUUUAUUGCUAAAAGUAGAACCAACGCGUUUCGGCUUUUGGCCAUCAUCAGGGCCUUCAUCAGGCCAAACCCGAAACGCGUUGGUUCUACUUUUAGCAAUAAAGAAGCUGUCUAUCUUUAUAGGGCAGGGACAGAGAAGCCUGCUACAACCCAUCCUCCCAAAUUAUCUGCAAUCAGUUUGGAUUUCCAUACGCAUGCUUUCACCCAGGGGCGCAACUUUGGUUUUAUCAUUAUUAUUAUUAUUAUCUUUUUUUUUUUUAUCCAGUCGAAGAAACACUCCAAACAGCCUACCCGACCGCUCGGAGGCGUCCGCAUGGUCCUAAAGCACACCGUGACCUCGUUUUGUAUCACAUUCCAAUGAUAAAACUGGGGGGGGGGACAAAAAUGCUAUUUCAGAAUGUUGGAGGGACAUGUCCCCCCCCAUCCCCAAUAAAAGUUGCACCCCUGCUUUCACCUAUCCAGUCAUGAGAGAUCAGUCAUUGCAGUUAAGAAGAGAGAAUUGGUUUUUAGAAGAAAGUGGUAUAAGACUGUGUUAGCCUGCUGAGCUAAAGCGUAUGAAUUAGCCUAGGGAGCUAACACAAGCCUUAAGGUCUAAAGCAAGGUUGCUCAUCACUUGAGCGUUGUUCACCGAACCACUUCCAUCACUGUUGAGUAGCUAUGGCCUGGCCUGGGAUCUCUACUUGGAUUGCUCAGCCUCAGUUCCUUCUCUCUGUGUGUGUGCAGAAAUACAAACACAGUGGGCAUUCAAGGGUAGUAGACAGGCUCCCGAGUGGCGCAGCGGUCUUCAAAACAUACAUUCUAAUUAUUUCCCCACCAGGCAGUGUCACACAAAAGGUGUUUUGUUCCUGAUCAGAACCAUCUAUUUAUUUUACAAGCACUGCUUUGUAAGGGGAGUUGGGGGGGUGAAAACAGCCAGAACAGCUAUUUUGAUUCAGACCAGACGACCCUAGUCUGCAGUUUACCAGAUAUUACUUUAAUGUGUAGAGAGACACUCAAGGUAGAAGUUGCCCCCCCUAACCACAGAUCUAGGAUCAGUUACCUUACCUCAAACUGUAAUCUUAAUCAAUAGGAGAUAAAGACAUUUCUGAUCUCAAAUCAGUGGUUAGAGGCAAUGUCUACUGUACCUAUUCCCUAUCUGUUUCUCCCACUAUUGGCUAAGAUUAGAACCAGGGUUGGAACACCUUGACCUAGCUGGGUGAGCUCCUUUAACUGUCCUUCAAGUAAAAAAAAGAGGAGAAACAUAAUUGGGCUAUAUUGUGGUUAUAUGAGGAGGCAAUCUUUGGGAUCAGGUUUGCUCACUUCCUCUUCCUGUUCCCCACAGGAAGUUACUUUGCCAGCCACUUCAUCAUGGGUGGGGAGAAGUUUGACUCCACCCACCCCGAGGGAUACCUGUUCGGAGAGAACACCGACCUCAACUUCCUGGGAAUCAGACCAGUGGCGGUACGGAUUCUCACACUGCGCUAUGCUACACUACACUAGACCUGGGUUCAAAUACUAUUUAGGGUAUUUAAAUUACUUUCAAAAACAUUUGGAAGUAAGUAUUCAGAUAUUUUUUAUUUUAAAAGACAAGUAGUUGAAUAUUGGAAUGUAUUUGGAUAUACACUUGGAAAGUAUUUGAAAGUACUCAAAUACACUCCCAUGCAUUUAACCCAGAUAUUUGAAAAUCCUCACAGUUUCUCUCGCUGUUCUUCUGUCUCUUUACAUUUUAGUAAUUUAGCAGACACUCUUAUCCAGAGCGAUUUACAGUAGUGAGUGCAUACAUUUUCGUACUGGUCCACCGUGAGAAUUGAAUCCACAACCCUGGUGUUGCAAGCGCCACACAGGAUCUCUUUCGCUGUUCCUCUCUCUCUCUCACUCUCUCUCAUAUUCCUUUAUAUAAGUCACCCUGCCCUCUAAGCAGAUGGCAAUGCAGAGCCACAUAUCUCUUCCCCACUCACUGCAUCUCUCUCCUCUCUCCCAGAGUUGUUAACUGUGAUCUGCAGCAUAGGUCUAGUCCAUUUGAAAUGAAAUUGACCCCUACACUGGAUUUGUACAGCUGUAGCCUUGUGUGUGUGUACGUGCGUGCAACUGGAAGUACACAGGCCUGUGAUGUUGGGGAUUUAGACAGCAGCUUACUGCUGUAAUUAUGGUUGUAAAGGGAGAGUAUAUUACUGGAAACUUUCUAAAUUUACCAGUAAACUACCAGAGUUUUGGUAUCUUUCAAGGAUUUGAAGUAAUCUCACAAUGCAUCUAGUGGCCCUUUUGGGUAUUUCAGAUUAUCACAGGUGUCUGUAAUUAUCCCUGGCCCUCUGUGUGGCCUAAUCACAUGUCAAAUAUAUCACAUCAUUAAAUAAGAUUUAAAAUUAAAAAAGAUUAAUGACAAAGCUUUAAAACAUUAAAUAUAAACCAUCAAGUUAAUGAAUACCAUUGGUGUUUAAUAUGAGGGUUUCAGCAUAGUAUCAUUUUUUAAACUAUAUCAAUAUGUAUUUGUUAUCAAUGUUUUGGCGUCAAACUGGUGGCAGUUGUGAAGAAAAGUCAUUAGUUGGAAGAUUUAAAGAGUUAAUUGAAAAUAAUGCCAUUGUUGAUUAGAUGCUUUUUUCAUUAAUUAGGCUAUUUUCUCUUGAACCAUAUGGUCUAUCUACUAAAAACCCAUGGACAAUAUGGACACAUAUAUAAUAAAUGAAUACUAUAUAUGAAUACAUUUAAAAAAAGUUAUUCAAGUAUAAAUUGCCAAACUUUAGAUUGCCAUAGAUUUUCUGUUAAUUACCAAAAUUACUGAAGAUUCCGGUAACUUUGUUAAAUUACCGGUAGCUUUGCAACCCUACCUGUAGUACAGAGUCACAUUAAGACUACAGAGAGAAAGAGGAGAGUGUGUGUGUGUGUGCAUGCAUGUACAGAUCCUAUAGCAGAAAUCUACUGGUGUGUGUUUUUUGAAUGAGGCGGUAUUCAGUAUUAUAACACAUCUGGGCCCAGCAGGAGCCUUUCCUGUAAACCACACACACAUUCACACCUCCCCCUAGCCCCAGAAGAAGGGUGUAGAGGUAUCCAACCACAUCCUCUACAAUAAGUAAACAACCACAGAUCAAGGUCACUACACGUAUAACCUUUUUUCUAAAAUAGCACGCUAUCGGCAAGAUCGGUGCCAGUGCGAAUAAAGAAUUCGCUAGGUACAGACCACAUCUUCAACAUAAUGCAUUUGAGAUAGUUUAAUGCAGGAAAGGUUACAAGGUAUGAAUGCAGAAUGAAGUUAUUUAGAAUGAAUUUGAGCUUGGAAUGAGGUUGGAUGAUUGUUAGAUGGUUGUAGAAUGUUGAGUCAGAGGUGGUGUUGGAGGAUGGAGAGGAAGACUGGAUGGUUGAGGCAUCGUGAUGGUUCAGGAUGGUUGAGGCAUCGUGAUGGUUCGGGAUGGUUGAGGCAUCGUGAUGGUUUGGGAUGGUUGAGCCAUCGUGAUGGUUCGGGAUGGUUGAGGCAUCGUGAUGGUUUGGGAUGGUUGAGCCAUAGUGAUGGUUCGGGAUGGUUGAGCCAUAGUGAUGGUUCGGGAUGGUUGAGGCAUCGUGAUGGUUCGGGAUGGUUGAGGCAGCGUGAUGGUUCGGGAUGGUUGAGGCAUCGUGAUGGUUCGGGAUGGUUGAGGCAUCGUGAUGGUUUGGGAUGGUUGAGGCAUCGUGAUGGUUUGGGAUGGUUGAGGCAUCGUGAUGGUUCGGGAUGGUUGAGGCAUCGUGAUGGUUCGGGAUGGUUGAGGCAUCGUGAUGGUUCGGGAUGGUUGAGGCAUCGUGAUGGUUCGGGAUGGUUGAGGCAUCGUGAUGGUUCGGGAUGGUUGAGGCAUCGUGAUGGUUCAAGAUGGUUGAGGCAUCGUGAUGGUUCAAGAUGGUUGAGGCAUCGUGAUGAUUCGGGAUGGUUGAGGCAUCGUGAUGGUUCGGGAUGGUUGAGGCAUCGUGAUGGUUCGGGAUGGUUGAGGCAUCGUGAUGGUUCGGGAUGGUUGAGGCAUCGUGAUGGUUUGGGAUGGUUGAGGCAUCGUGAUGGUUCGGGAUGGUUGAGGCAUCGUGAUGGCUCGGGAGGAUGGUUGCUUGGUCGUCGCAGGAUAGGGAAGGGGCCAUGAAGACUGUGUUGGGGUGGGAGUCUUCGUGGUCUCUGCUUCUCAGCACAGAGUUAAUCCCCCUUAUGGACCCUGGAAAAACAGGGAGAAGGGAGGAGACAGGUGGUGGGGGGAUGAAGAAUGAAACAACAGAUUAGGAUAACAGGAACUGGAUAGGGUGAGUAGGCUAUAUAUGCAGCCAUUGACUGGCAAGGAGAUGUAGAUGGUUUGAUUGUUUCAGUUGUCGUCUUUCCUCCCAAACUAGUUACGUUACACUAACAUCAUUAAUGCGUUGGACAUUUGUAUUUUUGACCCACUCAACUGUCUUCUUAUACAGUCAGCAACAAAAACACAGUACACCGGGGAAAGACACUCAGAUUGUGCAAAGUCCAGUAAUACAAGUGGGGAAAGAAAAUAUAUCUAUUGUUUUAAGUGGGUGAAGUAUCCAGGACAAUGCUUUGAUCUUUCAGUCGUUCUUCACACCUACAGGGUGUUGAGACUUUUGUUCCAACCAAGCACUAACACACCUGAUUCAACUGAUCAAUGGCUUGGUGAUUAGUUGAUCAGAUCAUGUGACGCGUUUGUUGUUGUUAAUGAUGUGACCUUUUGUGAUUGGUUCCUUUACAGUUUCCCUAUGCGGCCCCACCUCCUCAGGAGCCAGUAAAGACGCUACGAAGCCUUAUAAACAUCCGUAAGGAUACGCUGAGGCUCGUACGGUGAGUAUCUCACACACAAUUUACUUCUAGUUUAUAUCCCGUUCAUUAUUAUUUCACUUAUGCUUACAGAUGUAGGAUCUUAAUUUGAUCACUCUUUUGUUGCUGAUAAUUUAUUUUACUACACAGCAGGAAAUGCAAACUUGUAGUGUAUUAAAGGUUUAAAAAGGCUUCUAAAGUUUGUAAUUUCCACUUUUAAAAUGUCAGACUUGAUUUUCUCUAACGAAAAUGUAUCAACCCCUACAAAAAAGGUCCAUUAAUUAUAAUCCACAUAAUAAUUCACAUUUCCUGUUACUGCAGGAUUCUUUUCCUGCUGUACCAAACUGGCUCAAAUUAAAAUCCUACAUCUGUAGUCUGUUUUAUUACACUAGUCCAGGGCUGCACUUCCUGGAGAUCUACCGUCCAGUGGGUUUUCAGUCCAACCCUAAUUUAACACACCUGAUUCUACUUAUUAGCUGCUCAACAAGACCUUAACUAGCUGAAUCAGAUAUGCUAAAUUAGGGUUGGACUGAAAACCUACAGGACAGUAGAUCUCCAGGAAGAGGGUUGGGCAGCCCUGCCCUAGUCCAACAUCUCAACUUCUUCCCCCAGAACCAAAUCAUGUAGCUGGCCGGAGACUUUCGCAAGCUUUGGUUGUUUUUUUUGCCGAGCUAUACUGUUAUUACAUGAUUGUAACGGUAUGUAGAUGACGCUAGCUGUGUUUCUGUGUGCUGGCAGGUGUAGUGAGGACCUGAAGCUGCCAGGGGAGGACGUGGCAGGGAAAAGCAAAGCCUGUUACAACAUAGAGUUCACCUUCGACGCUGACACACAGGUGGCCAUCACCAUCUACUAUCAAGCUAUAGAGGAGUUCCACAACGGAGUGCCAAUGUAAGUCUGUGUGUGUGUGUGUGUGUGUGUGUGUGUGUGUGUGUGUGUGUGUGUGUGUGCGUGUUUAUCUCUCCUAACUCUCUGCAUCUCUCCUAUAGCUACCUCCCCCAGGACAGCUCUCUCCAGUCAGAGACGGUGCACUUUAAGAGAGGAGUCUGUCAGCAGUUCUGUCUGCCCUCUCACUCCAUCAAUCUGUCAGAGUGGGCCGAUGAGGAGGUACGGUCUGUGUGUGUGUGUGUUUAUGCAUAUUAGUUACAAAGUAUGUGUGUGUGUUUUCAGGGUAUAACCUCUCUCUCUCUCUAUCGCGCCCUCUUUUCUCUAUUUUCCUGCACCCUCUCUCUUUCUCUUCCUCCACCCCCUCUCUCUCUUUCUCUCUCUCUCUCUUCCUCCACCCUCUCCCUCCCCCUUUCUAGUUGCUGUUUGACAUGGAUAAGGAUGUGUUUCCCAUGGUCGUUCAAGCAACAGCAGACGAGGGGGAAGAUCACAUGGGUCACACCCAUGUCCUCCUGGCCACCUUUGAGAAGGUAAGGAGCUUUGAGUCUGAUGUGCUGUAGGAUUGUAAGUAAAGUGAUUAAUUUAUAACAUGUGAUAAAGUGUGUUAACUUUUACUCAGUUGGUAUCUUAAUGUUUGACAUGUUUUGAAAUGUGUUUGACUCUGGAUUUAAAAGUAUCCCACUGGGCACAAACUGGUUGAAUCAACGUUGUUUCCACAUCAUUUCAACAACAAAAAAUCUAUGUGAUGACAUUGAAUCAAGGUGGAAAACUAAUUGCAGUCAUCAGCGUAUGUUUGUCUUUUUUUCAUCCAACUUUUAAGCUAAAUCCAAUUACAUGCUUCAAAUGUUUGUUGAUUUCACAUUGAAUUCACGUUAGUUGUCAACUCAAUCAAAUGUAAAAACUAGAUGUUGAACUGACGUCUGUGUCCAGUGGUAUUGGAUUGUUGUAAGUAUCUACUGUUUGUUCCACAGCACAUGGAUGGGGGCUACUGUGUCAAACCUCUGAAACAGAAACAAGUGGUGAGUUUGUUUCCACCAAGUCUCUCUCCUCUCUUGUCUCCUCUCUCUCCUCUCUCUCUCUCGUCUCUCUCUCUUGUCCCUCUCUCUCUCUCCUCUCUUGUCUCUCUCUCUUGUCUCGCUCUCCUCUCUCUCCUCUCUCUUGUCUCGCUCUCCUCUCGCUCUCCUCUCUCUCUCCUCUCUCUCCUCUCUCUCCUCUCUCUUGUCUCUGUGUCAAACCUCUGAAACAGAAACAAGUGGUGAGUUUGUUUCCACCAAGUCUCUCUCCUCUCUUGUUUCUCUCCUCUCUUGUCUCUCUCUCGUCUCUCUCUCGUCUCUCUCUCCUCACUCUCUCCUCUCUUUCCUCUCUCUCUCCUCUCUCUGUAUUCUAAUUUGCCCCCUCUUUUUUCUGCUUUAUUGCCCCCCCCCCCCCUCUCCUCCAAUCUCGCUCUCCCCGUUUCACCAUCCUACCUGGUAUGUUUUUUAGUGAAACCUUCUCUCUCUCCCCGUUUCACCAUCCUACCUGGUAUGUUUUAUAGUGAAACCUUCUCUCUCUCCCCGUUUCACCAUCCUACCUGGUAUGUUUUAUAGUGAAACCUUCUCUCUCUCAUCCCCAACAUGUUUCCUCUCCAGGUGGAUGGGGUGAGUUACCUUCUUCAGGAGAUCUACGGCAUCGAGAACAAGUACAACAGCCAAGAAUCAAAGGUACCAAGUUGAGAAUUUGGAUGUUUAGGGCAUGCUUUUUGUUAAAAACUUGACUCAAAAUGACUCUGGAGGACUGGAGUUGGGAACCAUUGCCCUAACCAGUUCUACAGUCAUUUUGAAAGUUUUGAACAAAAAGCAUUGUGGUCACUAGUCCAUGCCCUAAACACACUGGGUUAGAGGAUACAGUAUGCACAGUAAAUGUCAUUGUUACUGUGUUGUUUGACCAAGCUACCAUACUGCUCUCUGAAUGUAAAUGUAUUGAUGUAUUCAUUGAUUGACAUAUUGAUUGAUUGAUUACGUUGUCCCCAGGUUGCGGAUGAUGAGAUCAGUGAUAACAGUGCGGAGUGUGUGGUGUGUCUGUCGGACGUCCGUGACACACUCAUCCUGCCCUGCAGACACCUGUGUCUCUGCAAUGCCUGCGCCGACACUCUCCGCUACCAGGCCAACUGCUGCCCCAUCUGCAGACUGCGUGAGUCUAUAAUGCUACUUAAGAUGUUUUGUAAGCCAUACGUUGGUAUGCAUAAGACCAUCACGUCAAUACUUAAAGGCCCACCUCAGAGGAAGUUGCCGCACCUACAGUACCAGUCAAAAGUUUGGACACACCUACUCAUUCAAGGGUUUUUCUUUAUUCUUUACUAUUUUCUAUAUUGUAGAAUAAUAGUGAAGACCAUCAACACUAUGAAAUAACACAUAUGAAAUUAUGUAGUAAUAAAAAAAGUGUUAAACAAAUCAAAAUAUAUUUUAGAUUCUUCAAAGUAGCCACCCUUUGCCUUGAUGACAGCUUCACCUGAAAUGCUUUUCCAACAUAUGCUGAGCACUUGUUGGCUGCAUUUCCUUCACUCUGCGGUCCAACUCAUCCCAAACCAUCUCCAUUGGGUUGAGGUUGGGUGAUUGUGGAGGCCAGAUCAUCUGAUGCAGCACUCCAACACUCUCCUUCUUGGUCAAAUAGCCCUUACACAACCUGGAGGUGUGUUGGGUCAUUGUCCUUUUGAAAAACAAAUGAUAGUCCCAUUAAACGCAACCCAGAUGGGAUGGCGUAUCGCUGCAGAAUGCUGUGGUAGCCAUGCUGGUUAAGUGUGCCUUGAAUUCUAAAUAAAUCACAGACAGUGUCACCAGCAAAGCACCCCCACACCAUCACACCUCCUCCUCCAUGCUUCAUGGUGGGAACCACAUAUGCGGAGAUCAUCCGUUCACCUACUCUGCGUCUCACAAAGACACGGCGGUUGGAACCAGAAAUCUCAAAUUUGGACUCCAGACCAAAGGACAGAUUUCCACCGGUCUAAUGUCCAUUGCUCGUGUUUCCUGGCCCAAGCAAGUCUCUUCUUAUUAAUGGUUUCCUUUAGUAGUGGUUUCUUUGCAGCAAUUCGACCAUGAAGCCCUGAUUCACGCAGUCUCAUCUGAACAGUUGAUGUUGAUAUGUGUCUGUUACUUGAACUCUGUGAAGCAUUUAUUUGGGCUGCAAUUUCUGAGGCUGGUAACUCUAAUGAACUUAUCCUCUGCAGCAGAGGUAAGAGCCAGUUUCGUCAUAGUGCUUGAUGGUUUUUGCGACUGCACUUGAAGGAUUGACUGACCUUCAUGUCUUAAAGUAAUGAUGGACUGUCGUUUCUCUUUGCUUAUUUGAGCUGGUCUUGCCAUAAUAUGGACUUGGUCUUUUACCAAAUACGGCUAUCUUCUGUAUACCACCCCUACCUUGUCACAACAGAACUGAUUGGCUCAAACGCAUUAAGAAGGAAAGAAAUUCCACAAAUUAACUUUUAAGAAGGCAAACCUGUUAAUUGAAAUGCAUUCCAGGUGACUACCUCAUGAAGCUGGUUGAGAGAAUGCCAAGAGUGUGCAAAGCUGUCAUCAAGGCAAAGGGUGGCUACUUUGAAGAAUCUCAAAUAUAAAAUAUCUUUUGAUUUGUUUAACACUUUUUUGGUUACUACAUGAUUCCAUAUGUGUUAUUUAAUAGUUUUGAUGUCUUCACUAUUAUUGUUUAGGUUUCAGGGGGAAGACUGACGCAGGCUGCUAAUACAUGUUCAGGAAUUGGAGGGUGGGAACGUUGUGUUGAUUUCCACAUGUAUCAGAGAAAUAACAACAAAUUAGGCAUUGACUGACAGCUGUCAUUGUAGCUAGCUAGCAUGCUAACCUUAGCUAGCUGAUGAAAGUUAUGUGAGCACCAUUUCACUUAAGACGGGCAUACUGUAAGCCAGGUGUAAUAAUUGCAUUAUCUAAACUGCGUCUGUGAAUCCGCCAUAAAAAUAGAAAGAAUAUAAGCUAAGUAAUAUGGAUAGCCAGUGGUCCAGUGUCCGGGUGGGUGGAGAUUUCUCUUUAGGAUCAAUUCAAUGGUCAAAGAAUGAGCAAACCCUGCACACCCGGGGCACCAGGCCAUGCAAAACCAUUCAUCUUAGGGCGACAAGGGGAGCAGGGUUCUAAAAUGCAAUCAUAUCACGGAGUUUUACUAUUUAUAAUAUGGUCAUAUAUUUAUUUAUGCAGACUAGCUCAUAAAUAAGUUACAUUUGACAAAUUAUCCAAUGGAUUAUGAAAAAAAAGGGGAGGUGCAAAAACAUUAGUUUCCCCGCGACUCGCAAAGUUUGCAGGUGUUUCUGAAUAAUAAACAAUGCCAUGCUGGUGGGUGGUACCAUUCAAAUAAAACCCAGCCCUGAAACUAAACUAGGAAAAGACAUGUCAUUGGCACGAAUUUGCACAAAGCGGGCAGUUCGGUUUUGUCACUUCAAGCUCAAAUAUAUAAUAAUUUGACAAAAACUAUUACUUAUUGACUUACAUUGUUGUGCAGCAUCAUGGGUAAGCUCUGGCCAUCAUCUUUCAACUCGAAUAACUGGAUUUCUACUGGUGUGAGCGUUUAAUCAUGUUAUAAUGCGUCCUCAGCGUUCCGGGCCCUGCUGCAGAUCCGAGCCAUGAGGAAGAAGCUGAGUCCUCUCUCUCCUGCCGGGUUUAACCCCGUUAUCACCUCCCAGACCUCCGAUUCAGAGGAACACUCGGUACGAUAUAUACCCAUAUAUAUAUUUUUAAUACAGUGUAUAGCAACAUGACAUCUCAUCUCCUUUUUUCGUUCUCUUUACCCCCCCCCAGGCGUCAGACCACAUCCCCCCAGGUUAUGAGGCAGUGUCCCUCCUGGAGGCUCUGAACGGGCCCCUGAGCGUGUCUCCCUCGGCCCCCCCUCUGCAGGACCUCACUGGGGGCCACGUCUCAGGGACCCUGCCCCACUACAGCAGUGAGACCCACCCCGCCCCUGCCCGCUCCAUGUCCCCCCUGGACCACUCCAACUCCAGCCAGGGACUCAAACUGAAGAAGAGCGGAUCCAAGUGAGUGGAGCUUGAAGACACAGGUCGUGUCCCAAAUGACACCAUAUUCUCUAUACAGAGCCCUAUAGACCCUGGUCAAAAGUAGUGCACUACAUGGGGAAUAGGGUACCAUUUGGGAUGCAGCAACGCAUACAAACAUACUGUACAUUUGAAUAGGAAUUAAUGUCCUAGGACUUUUAAAGGUUUAGCUAAUAGAAUAUCUUUCUUUCGGGGACAAAAGUAGUGUUGUGAGAGUGUUUGUUGUGGUGUUUAUGAUUCUGACUGCUGCAUUGUGGGAUGUGUCAGGUCUCUCUCCCAGAAUUCUUCGGUGCUGCCCGAGGAGGAGGACGAGAAGUCAGAACGCAGCGAAUCAGAAGUUCAGGCCUGCCGUCGGAAACAACAACCGGAGGUACACUGACACAGUGGGUGCGUGUGUGUUGGUGUCUGUGUCCGUCUCCAGUGUGUGUGUUUGACCUUACUCCCUCUGCUCUCUGUUCCAGAGUGGUGUAACUCCAGAGAGUGAGAACCUGACUCUAUCCUCGUCUGGAGCCAUAGACCAGUCCUCUUGUACUGGGACACCUUUCUCCUCCACCAUCACCUCCCCUGAAGGUGGGCCUUCUGCUGGGGCUGGCAGGGGGUGCCAGUGGGCAAUGGAAAAUGUGUCAAAUUAUUAAACAUUGUUAAUUCUUCUUCUCUCUGUCUCUCUCUCUCUCUCUCAGACCAAGUGAGCAGUAGCCUGGCCCAGUCAGUCAUGUCCAUGGCUUCUUCCCACAGCCAUCACUCUCAGAUCAGCACUGACACCCUGUCUUCCAUGUCCGGUUCCUACCUGGCCGGGCCGGAGGGGGAGGUAGAGGGGGAGGAGGGGGGAGAGGCAGAGGGGGAGGAGAACCAGGACGCACCCAUGGAGAGCCGGGGACCCUCACAGCAGGAUGGGGAGGUGAGAAACAGGGCAGAGGAGGGAGAACAGGGGUGGAGAAGGGGCUUGUCAAUCUCUGACAUAGAGAAUAACCCCCCCCCCCCCCCUCUAUAUCUCUCUUUUGCUCUCUUUCUUUGUCUCGCUCUCAGGAGCUACCCAUGGAGCCAAAAGAACAGAACUUCUCAGUCGCUGUGUCAGAAGAGCAGGAUUCAGAGGUGCUUAUAUACUAGGGUCAUUCCACGAAGAGUGCCUUUUGUGUCCCUUUGAUAUUUUAAGUAAGAAAUUGUGCACCAAUAUUGCAUUUUAAAAGCCUGUUAUAUUAAAGGAAGUGCCCUUUUAAUGUAGACCACAUGGAGAAUUCAAUAAAUCAGAUUUUUAAUAUGAAUAAAGACUUGUUAAAGUGCAGAAAUUCAGCAUUUUCACGUCCCUCCGUCAACCCUGCGUCACUUCUAGGAAGACUUUAACCCACUUAAUCCCAACAUCUCACCAAGUUUUCACCAUCAUUGUAAAGCCUUAGUUAUUUUGUUGCUUUGACAAAGUCAUUUCUGAAGAUGAUUAUUUAUUUCAUGUUAUUAGAGAUUGUGGUGCAGAAGGGCCUAGCAGCAGGUGGAACGCUGGCUAGGAACAAGCUCCAGCUGAGCACUGUUCCCUUAACGAGGGUGGGGCAGCCCUCUAAUUGACUGCCUAAAGACUUAAAAGUGUGUAGCUCUCACUCUGCGGGGAGAGCAUACGUCACGUGAGGUAUGGAUAGGACUGAUAUGAUUUGCAGCGUUUAAGCUUUUGGCAUGUCCUGUUGACCCUGUAGAGCUCUGAAAGAGCCAGGAUGUAAUUUUCCUUUUCUUAAUUAAAGCCUCUUUGUUUGCACCGCGCUCCUGUCUCCUGUGCCUUUACCUUUGGGUCAUUGCCUACGCCCGCCCCCUAGACAGUGGAAAAACCCUUGCACUGUCACAGUGAUUCCUUUACGUCUGUCCCUCAUUUUUAAGGUCAACCCUGUUACGUGAACUGAACUCUCGUUUUCAUAUGGUGAAACUAUUGCUUUUUAAAUAUUCUAAAGAUACAUUGAACAUCUAAUAGUCAAAUCAUAGAGUGACAUCAGAUGAGCUGGUUCUACACUUUUUGGCCAUUUUGUGUUGGAGAACUGAGCUGGUCGAGCAUAACAUGUCAACCCUGUUACCCAUAGAUAGACAGGCUAAAAUUGUUUUUAGCAUUUUUUUUUUUUUUUGGGGGGGGGGGGGUGAUGCUUCCAUUCAAUUGCCACUCCCUGUUGCACACAAUAAGCUUCCAUUCCCCCUGUCACAAGGUGAUUUAUGGAUGAUUUUAAGAAGAAAUCAUCAACCCUGUUACUUUAUUUGGCUCUUAAUAGGCACUUACUAAUAGUAUUUUUUAAAAAUGUUUAAUCUCUUGAGAUGGGGAAAAUUAGUUUUUUAUGAAGUUAAACGUGCUCUUUAUGACAGAAUUUUUAAAUGAGAUGAAAUCAAGUUUUUUGGCCCAAGUUACACUUCUCAAAAGUCACCGAAUUGGUGGAAUGUACCUAAACUAUAUGAAUGGAUAUAGAUAUUAAACAUAUAAAAUACAACAAAUCUAACUGCUUCUCUCCUUCUCACAGGGAAAUGAUGUCACAGAGGAAGACUGCCCCUCCCCUUCCCAUGAGCAGGGUAACUAUGUGACCUCUUAUUGACCUUUUCACCUCUCACCUCUGACCCCUCUCUCUGUUUUACCCUCCUCACUAUCUGGCCAUGCUGGAAAGGACAGAAGUAUGGGGCAGUCUAACCACUAAUACAAUGUUACCCACUAAUCCUAACUUAAAGCCUCACCCAAACUACUUACCCUUGCCCUACAUCAAGGAACAAAACAAAUAUAUCUCCUGUACUCACUCAUCAGUUCUGACGACAUUGCCACUUUUGUCCUUUCUAACAUGGCAUUCUAGUGACUGACUACCCUGUCACAGCACCCUAUACUUUGAACUACCAUAGAAAGCCCAUUAUUAGUUAGAUAGCAGGGUGUGCUAAGUGGUGCCAUGCUAGAUUCUCUCCACUGUAAAUUAAAAUGUGGGCUAAAAUACUGGCCAUCGGUGAAAUCAUCCCAAGUCAUGCGUUUGCACCUGUGCAUUUGGCUCAGUGUGUAUGAGUCAGACCUGGUUCAAAUACAUGUGUAUUUGUUAUUGAAAUACUAAUUGUAUGUGUAUUUGAGUAUUUUCUAAUACUGUGACCCGAAUAAACUAGCCUACUUCUAUUGAAAGUAUUUUCAAAUACUAUUUUCAAAUACCUGGGUUAAAUGGGAGUAUAAUUGAGUCAGUGUAUUUGAGUAAUUUUAAAAUACUUUCCAAGUGUAUUUCCAAAUACAUUCCAAUAUUCAACUACUUGUCUUUUCAAAUACAACAUAUUUAAAUGUCUUUGAAAGUAAUUGAAAUACCCUAAAUAGUAUUUGUACCCAGGUCUGGGGUGUGUGUGUGUGUGUGUUGUUAGUUUGCCCAUGCUUGUGUGUGUGUGUGUUUGCCUGCUGUGCUCUGCAUGUGCUGCUUAGAUUCCACAACCUAAUAUGCAGUUGUAUGUACAGUAUAUUUGUGUCUGUGUGUCUCUCUCUCUCUGGAGCUCUCUCUCUUGUGUCUCUCUCUCUCUCUUUGUGUGUGUCUCUCUCCCUUCUCUGUGUGUGUCUCUGGUGCUCUCUCUCCUAUCUGUAUCUCGUCUCUGUAUGUGUCUCUAUUCUCUCUCUCUCUUGUGUUUGUGUGUUUUGUUCUUGGGUCCUUUUCUGUCUCUCUCUGUCUAUCUGUGUGUCUCUCUCUCUCUCUCCUCUCUUCUCGUGUGUUUCUUCUGUGUGUGUUCUCUCCUGUUGUGUGUGUCUCUUCUCUCUCUCUCUCUCCUCUCUCUGUAUUUCUGCUCUCUCUCUCUCUGUGUGUGUGUGUGUCUCUUUGUUGUCUCUCUCUUCUUAUGUGUUCUGUGUAUAUGUUUGUCUUUUCCUCCUUUUUCUUUUUUCUUCUUUCUCCAUUUCUCUUAUUUCUUCUUUUUGUUUUAUUUUUCCCCUUCUGUAUGUGUUGUCUCUUUCUCUCUCUGUGUGCGUUUUUUUUCUUCUUCUCUGUGUAUGUGUUUCUCUUAUUUGUGUUUGUUUUGUUUUUUCUUUAUUUUGCUUUUGUAUUGGUGUCUCUCAUCUCUGUGUGUAUGUUGUCCUCUUGUGUGUGUCUCUGGGUCUAUCUUCUCUUUUCUUCCUGUUAUUUGUCUCUAUCCUCUCCUGGUGUAGUGUGUCUCUUUUGUUUUGUGUUCUCCUCUCUGCUUCUCUUUUUGUAUUGUCUCUCUCCUAUCUCCCCUUUUGUUGUCUCUCUCUCUCUCUCUGUUUUUGGGGGUCUCUCUCUCUGUUUUGGUGUCUCUCUCUCCUUGUCUUUGAUCUUCUCUCCUCUCUGUUAUGUGUCUCCCCUCUCUCCGUGUAUGUCUCUCUCUCUCUCUGUGUAUAUGUCUCUCUCUCUCUCUGUGUAUAUGUCUCUCUCUCUCUCUCUGUGUAUAUGUCUCUCUCUCUGUGUCUCUCUCUCUGUGUAUGUGUCUCUCUCUCUCUCUCUCUGUGUAUAUGUCUCUCUCUCUGUGUCUCUCUCUCUGUGUAUGUGUGUCUCUCUCUCUCUGUGUACUCUCUCUCUCUCUCUCUCUCUCUCUGUAUAUGCCUGUAUGUCUCUCUCUCCGUGUAUAUGUCUCUCUCUCUCUCUGUGUAUGUGUGUCUCUCUCUCUCUCUCUCUCUGUGUAUGUGUCUCUCUCUCGCUCUGUGUGUAUGUCUCUCUCGCUGUGUGUCUCUCUCUCUCUGUGUAUAUGUCUCUCUCUCUCUCUCUCUGUGUAUGUGUCUCUCUCUCGCUCUGUGUGUAUGUCUCUCUCUGUGUAUAUGUCUCUAUCUCUCUCUCUCUCUGUGUAUAUGUCUCUCUCUCUGUGUAUAUGUCUCUCUCUCGCUGUGUGUCUCUCUCUCUCUCUGUGUAUAUGUCUCUCUCUGUGUAUAUGUCUCUCUCUCUCUGUGUAUGUGUCUCUCUCUCGCUGUGUGUAUAUGGUCUCUCUCGCUCUCCUCUCUCUCUUGGUAUAUGUCUCUCCUCUCUCUCUUGUAUAUAUACGUCUCUCUCUCUCUGUAUAUAUACGUCUCUCUCUCUCUCUGUAUAUAUACGUCUCUCUCUCUCUCUGUGUAUAUACGUCUCUCUCUCUCUCUCUCUCUCUCUCUCUCUCUCUGGUAUAUGUCUCUCUCUCUGUGUGUAUGUGUGUCUUCUCUCUCUUGUUGGUGUAUCUCUCUCUCUCUGUUGUUAUAUAUGUCUUCCGUCUCUCUCGUGUAUAUGUGUCUCUCUCUCUCUGUAUAUGUCUCUCUGUGUAUAUGUGUCUCUCUCUCUCUCUCUCUCUGUAUAUGUCUCUAUCUCUCUCUGUGUAAAUGUCUCUCUCUCUCUCUCUGUGUAUAUGGCUCUCGCUCUCUCUGUGUAUAUGUCUCUCUCUCUCUCUGUAUAUGUCUCUCUCUCUCUCUCUCUGUAUAUGUCUCUCUCGCUCUGUGUGUAUGUGUGUCUCUCUCUCUCUCUGUAUAUAUACGUCUCUCUCUCUGUGUAUAUGUCUUUCUCGCUCUCGCUCUCACUCUCACUCUCUCUCUCGCUCUCUCUCUCUGUAUAUUAUAUAUCUCGCUCUCUCUAUCUCUCUCUCUCUCUGUAUAUGUCUCUCUCUCUGUGUGUAUGUGUGUCUCUCUCUCUCUCUGUGUGUAUCUCUCUCUCUCUCUGUGUAUAUAUGUCUCUCGCUCUCUCUGUGUAUAUGUGUCUCUCUCUCUCUCUCUCUCUGUAUAUGUCUCUCUGUGUUUAUGUGUCUCUCUCUCUCUCUCUCUCUCUGUAUAUGUCUCUAUCUCUCUCUGUAAAUGUGUCUCUCUCUCUCUCUGUGUAUGUGCUCUCUCUCUCUCUCUCUCUCUCUGUAUAUAUCUCUCUCUCUCUGUGUGUAUAUGUGUCUCUCUCUCUCUAUCUCCCAAUCCUCCUCUUUUCCUCUACUUCUCCACUCCAAAGUCAGAUACAUUGGGCUUCAAUCUCUAACCCUGCCUCUCUGUGUCCCCAAAGUUUGAGUGUGUGUGUGUGUGUGUCCCCCGAGUUUGAGUGUGUGUGUGAACCCUGAGUUUGAGUGUGUGUGUUUGUCCAGAGCUUGAGUGUGUGUGUGUGUGUGUGUGUGUGUUAUUUAUGAAUGUGUGUUUAAAUGCUUGUAUGUCUGCCUGUGUGUGUAUCUGAUGUGUUUGUGUGUGACAUCUUAAUCAUCAUGCAUGUUCUGACUAGUAUAGAACUUCUUAAUAUGUAUUUUCCUCCAGUCAUAGUGGAAUUGUGUGUGUGUGUGUGUGUGUGUGUGUGUGUGUGUGUGUGUGUGUGUACACGUUUUACUAUUCUUGUGAGUACCAGAAGUCCUCACUAGAAUAGUAAACCAACUAAAAUUCAGAGAAGUGAGGACAUUUUGCUGGUCCUCACUUGUAAAAAGGCUAUUUUAGGCUUAGAGGUUAGAUUAGGGUUAAGGAAAGUAGGAUUUUGAAUGGGAAUCAAUUGUUGGUCACCAAAAAGUCCUCACAAGUAUAGUAAGACGUGUGUGUGUGUGUCAAUAUGGAGUGGUGCUAUUGGCUGUGGGCAUUAAAUAAACAAUAACAAACAAUUAAUAAAUUAGUCAAUAAGGAAACCAAAGGAAUCCUGUCUCUAUAAAUGUCAUGUGCGUGUGAUGUAUGUUUGCAUGUAUCUGUCCCUGCUGCGCUGUGUGCCAGCUUCCAUGUGCAUCCUCUGAGCCUGCUGAGCCACAUGCUUAUCAUCACCAUCACAUGAUCACACACACACACAAACACACACACACUAGUAUGGUCAUCUAAAAAACGACUGACCCCCAUCUACACCCCUGGCCCCGCCCCCCUGCUGUGCCUGGCUGCUGUUGUUUGACCUUUGCCCUCGCUUGCAGGUGGGCGGAGCAGGUGUCCAGAGUUGGCCAAUAACAAUCAGGGCGUCGCCCUCUGCGACACGCACUGUUUGGGGGGGCUGGACAAUGAGCAGGUUCCCGACAGCCGAUUCGCCGGUGAGUGGCAACCUACCGAACAUGGACCAAUCAGAGCUGAGACUGGGGCGGGGGAGAAGGGGGAGAGAAAGGGGUGUCAGUGA